This is a messenger RNA of Austrofundulus limnaeus, 5250 nucleotides long. Its product is annotated as semaphorin-4G. Bases 177 to 2864 code for a protein of 895 amino acids. NCBI's taxonomy places the organism in Eukaryota, Metazoa, Chordata, Actinopteri, Cyprinodontiformes, Rivulidae. The transcript has 16 exons. Gene Ontology annotation, molecular function: semaphorin receptor binding; chemorepellent activity. Gene Ontology annotation, biological process: positive regulation of cell migration; negative chemotaxis; semaphorin-plexin signaling pathway. The record is from RefSeq and is a predicted model, not a curated record. Gene Ontology annotation, cellular component: plasma membrane.
ACCACCUGCCGGCGAAUGAGCGGCUCUCAGUUGGUGUUUGAGAGAACAAGCGUUUAAAGUCCACUUGGUUUAUCGCAGGCAGGAGGAAACGCGUUUACACAGUUUCUGGUUGAAUUUCUACACGAAUUCAGGUUCUGCUGCACAGCCCGCUGCGCUCAGCUCAGACCUUGUUCCGGAUGCGCUUGCGUACGAGGAGCCCAGCGGAGAGUGCGAGAGCUCGGCCCAUGGCGCCGCUGCUCCUGUUGCUGAGCUGCUCGUGUGCAGUGGCGGCGGUGGUGGGCUUCCCGUUCAGGACACCCCCGGACCUGGAUGUGACUCCGCGUGUCACCGUGUUGAGCAGCGGUCUCCAGGGCUGCAGGCGUUUUCGGUCCUCUGCAGUCAACUACAGCACUCUGCUGCUGGAGGCUGACAGCGAGCGUCUCUACGUUGGGGCCCGGGGGGCUGUAUUCGCUCUCAGUGCCUCUGACAUCUCAGCCAGCUCUGCUCUGACCAUCGAGUGGGAGGCCUCCACCGAGCAGAAACGAGAGUGCGUGCUCAAGGGAAAAGAUGAUAAGACGGAGUGCUUUAAUCACAUCCGCCUCCUCCAAAGAUUUAACUCCACUCAUCUCUACAUGUGUGGGACUCAUGCCUUCAAACCCCUCUGUGCAUAUAUAGAUGAGAAGAAGUUUGUUAUGUCAUCUCAGCCUGAAGAAGGUAGAGACAGAUGUCCUUAUGGGCCAACAACUGGUUACACUGCUCUUAUUAUAGACCAGCAGAUAUACACAGCUUCCCAGUAUGAGUUCUGGAGAUUCCCAGAUAUUCGACGUAACUCUCCGUCUCCCUCCCUGAGGACGGAGGACGCUCCCACACGGUGGCUGAACGAGGCAGACUUCGUGGGUUCAGCUCUGGUGAGGGAGAGUUUGGGCAGCAGCGCCGGCGACGACGAUAAAAUCUACUUCUUCUUCACCGAGAAGAGCCAAGAGCAGAGCACGACUUACAGCCACAGCCGGGUGGCACGAGUGGGCCGCAUCUGUAAGGGAGACAGGGGAGGCCUUUUAACCCUGCAGAAACGUUGGACGUCCUUCCUCAAAUCCAGGCUGACCUGCUCGCUGCCCGAGUACGACUUCCACUUUAACAUGCUGCGCAGCGUGUUCGUUAUGCACGGCCUCACCCCGAAGGACACGCUCUUCUAUGGCAUCUUCGGCCUGGAGUGGAAAAACGUGAAGGCGUCUGCAGUGUGUCGGUUCUCUCUGCCUGAAGUCCAAACGGCCUUUCAAGGACCCUACAUGGAGAACCAGGACUCCAGCUGGAGGGAAUAUGUCGGGAAGAUCCCCAAUCCAAGACCUGGAACAUGUAUUACUGAUGCCCUCAAGGCCAAGGGCAUAAACAUCUCCACCUCCCUGCCUGAUGACGUGCUGGAUUUUGUCCGACGGCAUCCUCUGAUGUCCAACGAGAUCCAGCCUGUAGACAGACGCCCCCUCUUGUUCAUGAGGACAACAGACUACACACAAAUGGCUGUGCGCACAGUCCAGGGCUUAGAUGAGCAAACGUACCAUGUUUUAUACAUGGGCACAGAUGAAGGCUGGUUACACAAAGCUGUCAACAUUAAAGGGCAGCUGCACAUUAUUGAAGAGGUUCAGCUGUUUGAGGAGCCGCAGCCUGUGCUCAGUCUUCUGCUGUCUACGAAGCAGAUGAGUGUGUACGCCAGCUCUGAGUCAGGUGUGAUUCAGCUGCCGCUCUCCAACUGCCGCAGGUACGCUUCCUGCUACGAAUGCAUCUUCGCCAGAGAUCCUGACUGCGCCUGGGACGGAGCUGAGUGCGUGGACGUGAUGACGCAGGCGAACAGAUCCACUUUAAUCCAAGACAUCCACCAAGGCAGAACUGGCUGUGAGAAAACACAAUACAAUGUUGUCCAGCGGAGCCGCUCUGUGCGGGUUGGCAAUGACGUCCUGCUGCAGUGCGAGCUCAGUUCCAACCUGGCGACGCCUCUGUGGAUGCUGAACGGUACCGAGGUGCAGGGCUACGAUCUCAACUCGGGCUUCCGAACCGGGACGGAUGGACUGCUGAUCAUCAAGGCCCAGCAGGACCAGAGCGGCUUGUACGCCUGUCACGCCAUAGAGAACAACAUCAAGGUGGCUGUUGUCACCUACAAUGUAACCAUCGAACUCGAUCCAACCCUGCCGCCGGCUGAGCCGACCCACAGCCCCGUUGUAACGCUGCCAGCACUGUCCACUCAUUCUUCAUCUGAGAACUCCUCCUCCAAGGACCCCCACUCCCCACUCCCCCUGCUGUCGCCUAAGAACAUGGAGGUGGUCUAUCUGUCCCUCAUCACCAUCCUGGGCGCUCUGUGCGUGGUGCUCGGCGUGGUCCUGGCUUACUUGGGCUUCUGCUUGCGAGUCGGACAGCGAGGCAAGUACUCGCUGCGCGCCGCCGCUGCAGCCCACCCAAGCAGCAAGAAGAACAGAAAGCACCAUAGGAACUCUUCUUCAACGGAGCUAAAGACCAUCUCCAGUCACUGCAACGGCAACGGCUUCUAUAAUGGAGUUUCAAAGCGCCAAAACGCCGAUGCUCCAGAUGAAGGCCUCCUGUAUAUCGUCCCCGGUGAGGGUCAGACCUCCCUCAAUAAAGAGCCUCCGCCCCCAGCGCCCCCUCUCCCUCCCACCCCACAGUUUUCCCCCCCGGAGUGUGACUUUCCCAACGGGCUGUCAGCGACAUUGCCCAGCGUUUUGAGGCGGAUGAACGGGAACAGCUACGUGUUGCUGCGGCAGAGCGACUCGGAAAACACAUCCCCGCUCUGCUACCCCUUUGCAGAUGAGCUCAAUAAGAUUUUAGAGAAGAGGAAACACACUCUGCUGCUGCCCAGACCUGAUGAGAGCUCUGUGUAGAGAGGUGCCGCUCUGUUUUAGACUCCGACUGUGUUCCUAACCUGUGCCUGUUACCAUGACUCAUCAUUGUUGUGGACUAAAGCAAUGAAGGAGUCUUAUGUACAUUUUUUUUUAUUUUUCACAGAUCCACUUUUAGAAAUUCCUGCUUUCUGAACCAAUCAGCUGUUUGUCAGUACGAAUUACUUAUUUCCCAACACAGCACAAAUGAAAAUGAGAAAUCUCAGCGAAGGGCCGGAGAAUCAAACAGAAAAAAAAACGUGCAAUCUACCUCAACUCAACGCUGCCUAGAGAGAGAGAGAGACGGUCUGAAUUAUCACACAUCUGGGAGGAGCAAAGCAGGAUAAACAGGCUCUAACAAGGAGUGUAGGCACAUGGGAGCACAGAUACAUGGGAGAUGUUGAUUUAAACUGUUGGGCAGCUAGCCACAGCCUGUUUGCACUGACAAGUGCGCCGUUGGCCUAUGCAUUAUUAAAACACGCCGUUCAUUCACUUAUAAAUAUUGAUAAAAAUGGAGGCAGUGCGUAGGGGAAGUCUGAUUUUAUUUCUAACACAUAUAAGAGCUUUUAUUUUGAAGUUGCAGCUAACCACAGGUAGUCAUUGUUUUUCUGAUCAGAUUGUCGUGGCGAUUCCUAAUGUCAUUUAUCUGCUUCACAAGAGACUCUACCCUCUUGUAGACAAGGUCCUCCUUCAAGCAGGUGAUAUUCCUCGUCCUGCUCUACAGCCUCCGAGACUUUAGCGUGGUUCAGGUUCUGGUUAGAGAGGCCUCCUGUCAGGCAGAAGACGUGAUGAGACUUGUUGUCAGCUGUUAUUCAAGACGGUGCAGUCUAAGUCUGCUGGAAUCUGGAGAGGAACUUCAACAGCAGCAACAUGAACAACCAGCUUUAAUGAACUAAACCAUGAUUUUAAAGUAACCUACAUACUGUCAGCACAUAUAUCUAACUGCCAUGGCAAAAUAAAAACACACAACGCAACACACAAGCACUAAAGGGUGAACUGAUCAUUAUUUAGUAUCAUUAAUCAUACAUUCUAAGCAGUUUUUGUCAAAUUAAUAUAUAUAGUUUUGUCAAAAUAAUAUAAUAAAUCUGUAAAUAAUUACAUUAGAUAUGACAUGGCUCUAAUAUUUGCAUGCACAGACUAAUAUGUUAAAAAGUAAAUUAUGUCAAAGCCAUGCUUUAUUAUAUUUUUUCAAUUUUUUUUCUACAAGACAAAUAUAUGCAGUAAUUAUCAAACUCCUAUAAUUAAAGAAUAAUAUUAAAUAAUGAUUAUGUCACCAAGUGCUGACGGGUUAAUAUCUUUAGGGUAACUGUCUGUUUAAAGCACUUUAAACACCAGUUUUGAUGUGCGUUGGGAAAGUUAAUGAACACUAUUGUUAAAUGUAAGCCCGAAGAAGCUUUUGCCCUUUUCUCUGUGCAACCGUGGAGUCCGUGACUGUGUCCGCAGGACGCUGGUCGACACAAUGGAUCUAAGAAAAACACUGAAUGAGUCCAAACCCCCCGCUGAGUGAUGCCCAGCAUGAGAUGGCAGCACAGACCGGCAGACUGUGGAGCACCGAAAGCAUCCAAGGGUACGAUGAGCUCGGGCCGGUCUGAAUCCCUCUCAGUGUCAGUCUCAUGGAGAUCUUCUUUCACCACACAUCAGACAGCAGGAUCAGCUGCGGAGGUGGGCUUUUAAUGAGCAACAGAACAAAAUGCACCUUUUGAAAAAAGACAUCAAGGCCAAAAGCGAAGAGACAUAAACUUCAGAGAUUCUUAUUUGUCCAGGCGGCUCAUCUUUGUGAGCAGACAGUGUCCUCGUCCCUGUUGCAGUGCUGACAUGUUGGACCAAAACCUUUUUUUUUUUUUUUUUUUUUGCUGCAUGAAUCCUUUUUGAGCAGCACCGUUAGAAAAAGAACAAAACCAGCUCAUUUUAUUCUAAAAGAAAAGUGCCAAGGUUGAUGUUUCAUUAUGCUUCAUGAGCCUAUUUUUGUUGCAAAACCAGAAAAAAGGAGGCAAAUAUUUAUUUUGUAAUUUUGUACAUUGUACGUCUUGAAACUAAUGUUUGUGUUGUUAAAGUGCCACAUGUGAGACAAAUCCAAUUUCCUGUCGCACAAAAGGUUAUAAAUAGAAGCACAUAAAAGCAUGCAGAGGCUGUACCGGCACCACGGAAAUGAAUCUUUUUAUCCAAAUAACAGGAGAGAAAUACACGGAAUUUUGUAGAAAUGUCACAAUUUUUCUAAGAUCUUAUAAAAGGGUUGUUCUGCCAUUUUCUCACUUUAAUAUGUACGCGGUCUUUUUAAUGUCAGUUUGCAUGCAGAACCUUAUUUUCCCAGACUAAUACAAGACAUAACAAAGAAGGCAGCAGUAUCCUUCACAUUUCACAAAUUUAAAUAAAAAAAUUAUACUCUGAA